CGCGAGAAGUCGAGGCCCGCUGAGCAGUGGCCGAGGUCUCGGCAGCCUAGUUCUCUGAGUAGAAGCGUGGACUUCACUGAUGAGAGAAAGAAAUUGAGCGGACCAGGCAAUGGCGCAGUUAGAGCACUGCAGAGCUCCAUGAUUGAUAAUAGACUGGUUUCGCAUGGAAGCGUCGCUUCAGAUUCAACAAGUGCUGAUAAGGAUAGGGCAGAUUCUUCGGCGGUUGGGUAUGAUUCCAUCGUAUCUGAUACAGAGAGCGUGUCUUCCGGUAGCACUGUUUCUGGAGGGCAAGAGAGGAUUGGAAGAGAGCAAAGGCUGUCUGCUCGUGGGGUUGUGGUUCCAGCUAGAUUUUUGCAAUUGACAAAUAGUUGUCCCCGGCAGCAGCAAGAGCCUGGCUCACCAAUGUCUAAAACUAAUGGACUGAAGCCAAUGGCAUCCACGAAGCUCAUUGCUGUGCCGAGAAAGUUCUCUGUGGAUAGUCCUGUAUCAUCUCCAAAAGCAGUAGUCAACACGAGAGGGCAGUUAUUGCCAAUGCGUGAUCAGCUUCGACCUGCUUCACCUAGCAAGUUGGCAACACCCGCAGCUUCUCUUCUGAGAGGAGCGAGCACACCUAGAGGAGUAAGCCCUUCGAGAGGCAUGAGCCCUUCAAGAGGUUUGAGCCCUUCAAGAGGGAUAAGCCCUUCAAGAGGAAUGAGCCCUUCAAGAGGAAUGAGCCCUUCAAGAGUGAGAAGUACGUUGAAUAAUAGCUUCUGCAACACACCUUCCAUUUUGAGUUUUGCAGCUGAUGCUAAAAGAGGGAAGAUCGGAGAGAAUCAGGUAGCUGAUGCUCACUUGUUGAGGCUCUUCUACAACAGGUUGCUGCAGUGGCGUUUUGCUAAUGCACGGGCAAAUACAGUUUUAUCUGUGCAGAAAAUGAGAGUGGAGAGAAGCCUUUGCAAUGCGUGGAUAAGCAUGUCAAAGUUGUAUGAUACUGUCAUACUGAAAAGAACUGAAAUGCAGCUGCUAAAGCAGAAUCUGAAGUUGAUUUCCAUUCUCGAUGGCCAAAUGACAUAUCUGGAAGAAUGGAAUGCCAUGGACCGGGAAUAUACGAGUUCCGUAGUGGGAGCUGUCGAAGCCUUGAGAGGGAGCACAGUUUGUCUACCAGUUGUUUCCGGGGCAAUGGCUAAUGUGCAGAGUGUCAAAGAUGCAAUCUGCUCAGCAGUUGAUGUUAUGCAGGCAAUGGCAUCUUCCAUAUGCUUAUUGCUGCCAAAGGUGAGUAAAUUAAGCGGUAUAGCAGGAGACCUAGCCAGCGUAAAUCACAAGGAGCAAGGUAUGCUCGACGAAUGCAUGGACCUCCUCUCAACAAUCGGAGCACUGCAGGUUACAGAAUGCAGCUUGAGAACGCAGGAUUUGCAGCAACAACAUCAUCAACCUUCAAACAAUCUGACAACCCAAAGCGUGAAGUGAACAAAAAGUGUUUCUCUGUGUGUGUGUGUCUUUUUCAUUUUGAUCCAACAUGGGUUUUAACAUCAGUCAAUGGGGAUGAUGGUAGGGAGAAGUCACAGUUGUUUCUCUUGUAGGGUUUAACCACAAGUUUUAGUGUAAAUAUAUGGCCAUAUAUGCUUUUUAUUUUGAUGAUUCCAUUCCUUGGCUU
Messenger RNA from Tarenaya hassleriana, 1633 nucleotides. RefSeq names its product QWRF motif-containing protein 9. Gene Ontology annotation, cellular component: cytoplasm; nuclear microtubule; centrosome. The record is from RefSeq and is a predicted model, not a curated record. Bases 139 to 1446 code for a protein of 435 amino acids. Lineage: Eukaryota; Viridiplantae; Streptophyta; Magnoliopsida; Brassicales; Cleomaceae. Gene Ontology annotation, biological process: centrosome cycle; spindle assembly. The transcript has 6 exons. Gene Ontology annotation, molecular function: microtubule binding.